Galeopterus variegatus (Sunda flying lemur) is the source of this 1653-nucleotide messenger RNA. RefSeq names its product zinc finger protein 449 (gene ZNF449). NCBI's taxonomy places the organism in Eukaryota, Metazoa, Chordata, Mammalia, Dermoptera, Cynocephalidae. Gene Ontology annotation, molecular function: RNA polymerase II cis-regulatory region sequence-specific DNA binding; DNA-binding transcription factor activity, RNA polymerase II-specific. The coding region runs from base 94 to 1650 and encodes 518 amino acids. The transcript has 4 exons. Gene Ontology annotation, biological process: regulation of transcription by RNA polymerase II. The record is from RefSeq and is a predicted model, not a curated record.
CUGUGGGUGGCUUCCCUUGACGAUUACAAACAGAAACAAAUUUGAAUCUGAGACUUCAGGCCCCACACAAACCAUAAACUGCUGGAGGGGGCAAUGGCUGUGGCCCUGGGUUGUGCAAUCCAAGCCUCCUUGAAUCAGGGCUCUGUGUUUCAAGAGUAUGACACUGACUGUGAAGUCUUCCGUCAGCGCUUCAGGCAGUUCCAGUACAGAGAAGCAGCCGGGCCUCAUGAAGCUUUCAACAAACUCUGGGAGCUUUGCUGCCAAUGGCUGAAGCCAAAGAUGCGUUCUAAGGAACAAAUCCUGGAGCUGCUAGUGUUGGAACAAUUCCUAACUAUUCUGCCCACGGAGAUAGAGACCUGGGUGAGGGAACACUGCCCAGAGAAUAGAGAAAGAGUCGUGUCACUGAUAGAAGACCUACAGAGAGAACUUGAGAUACCAGAGCAGCAGGUCGAUAUGCAUGACAUGCUCUUGGAAGAACUGGCACCAGUGGGAACAACACACAUACCACCAAACAUUCACCUGGAGUCAACCGCAAUCCAGGUAAUGGGACCUGCCCAGGAGUCCCCAGUGGCAGAGGUAUGGAUCCCACAGGCAGGGCCACAGGAGCUGAACUACAGUGCUGCUGGUGAAUGUCAGCCCUUUCUGGACUCUGGAUAUCCAUUACCAAAGCUUGAUGUGAACUUUACAUUGGAGCAAAGAGAAGAGCCGUGGGUGAAGGAAUUACAGGAUUCCAAAGAAAUGAAACAAUUACUUGAUUCCAAGAUAGGUUUUGAAAUUGGGAUAGAAAAUGCAGAAGAUACUUCAAAACAGAAAAAAAUGGAGGAUAUGUAUCCAUUUUCUGUAACUUUAGAGGGGAAUCCUCUCCACAGUCCCAUUUUGCAAAAAGACUAUGUACAAUUAGAAAAUCAAUGGGACCCCCCCCCAGCAGAUUUACAGAAAGAUUUAACAAAACUUGUAGAUCACCAGAACCCCACUGUAGGAGAGGUACCUGAGAGCUCCAACUUGGAAGAACCUCUCAACCCUAGACUUCAUAAGAAAAAGAGUCCAGGAGAGAAGCCUCACCGAUGUCCUCAGUGUGGAAAAUGUUUUGCUCGGAAGUCACAACUUACUGGGCACCAGAGAAUUCACUCAGGAGAGGAACCUCACAAAUGCCCUGAAUGUGGGAAAAGAUUCCUUCGUAGUUCAGACCUUUAUAGACACCAACGACUUCAUACAGGGGAGAGACCCUAUGAAUGCACUGUAUGUAAAAAGCGGUUCACUCGGCGGUCACACCUUAUAGGGCAUCAGAGAACCCAUUCUGAAGAAGAAACAUAUAAAUGCCUUGAGUGUGGGAAAAGUUUUUGUCAUGGUUCAAGUCUUAAAAGACAUCUGAAAACUCAUACAGGUGAAAAACCUCAUAGAUGUCAUAAUUGUGGGAAAAGUUUCAGUCGACUGACAGCUCUUACUUUACACCAGAGAACGCAUACUGAGGAGAGACCUUUUAAAUGUAAUUACUGUGGGAAAAGCUUUAGACAGAGACCAAGCCUUGUUAUUCAUUUAAGAAUCCAUACAGGGGAGAAGCCAUACAAGUGUACUCAUUGUUCUAAAAGCUUCAGGCAGAGAGCAGGCCUUAUUAUGCACCAAGUCACUCACUUUAGAGGACUUCUUUAAGAA